This is a messenger RNA of Vespula vulgaris, 4765 nucleotides long. Its product is annotated as zinc finger protein 729-like. Gene Ontology annotation, biological process: regulation of transcription by RNA polymerase II. The record is from RefSeq and is a predicted model, not a curated record. The transcript is spliced from 10 exons. Bases 23 to 4678 code for a protein of 1551 amino acids. Gene Ontology annotation, cellular component: nucleus. Gene Ontology annotation, molecular function: DNA-binding transcription factor activity; zinc ion binding; RNA polymerase II cis-regulatory region sequence-specific DNA binding. Lineage: Eukaryota; Metazoa; Arthropoda; Insecta; Hymenoptera; Vespidae.
UAGAAGGGAGGAAACGACGCGUAUGCGAACGACGCCGAGGUCUUCUCCGGCUUCGGUUGAAAGAGUGUUCGCGUCUACGGGCGCGGCUUUUGCGUCUCGAGCUGGCGUUUUACACGGGAAAAUGUCCUCCCUCGACUAUCUCGACUUGUGUCGACUCUGUCUCGUGAAGGACCGUGUCUCCGUGCCGAUAUUUGAGGGCGAGGGCGAUGUAAGGCAAAUUUUUCUCAAGAUAACCGCCUGCCUACCGGUCAAGGUCGAUAGGGAAGACAAGUUACCUAAGAAAAUAUGUGAUGACUGUGUGUAUAAAGUAGAAUUAUUUUAUCAAUUUUGGAAUACAUCGGUUAAUGCGGAAAAACAAUUGUUACAAUGGCUAGGAGAAGUUGGAUUAGAAGAAAAGCCAGAUUAUGUUACAAAUGUUCUCAAUCAAAACGUUAUGAAAUCAGAUCCAAGCGGUGGAAACAGAUUAGAUGGAAGUAUGUUGCAGCAAGUAAGUGGGCAUCAAAACAACAUGGGUAUGGGUAUGAUGGACAACAUCAGCUUGAGUAUGCCUAUGAUGAUAUCCACGACCAAUCAACAACAAAUAACCUCAGUUCCUAUGGACACAAGUGGUAGUUCUGUGCAAGAAAUGCCUGGUACAAGUACUCAAUCUACGCACGAACAAAUCACACAAAGUCAAACAAACACAAGCAAUCAACAUGAAGAAGAGGAAGAAAGCAGUGAAGAAGAGGAAAACUCAGAAGAUGAAUGUGAUGGGGAAGAAGGCCUACCUGUUAAAGAAGAAAGUGAAGAAGAUCCUAAUAAUAGCAGAGUCAUCGAACCAACAACAUUUGUAAAUGUUUCAUUAGCAUGCGAUGAAGCUGGCCCAUCAGGACUUCAGCAACAGAAGGUUACUGAGAUGCCUGAAAUGGCAAUGCAACAAAGUACAGAUGGAGAUCCCAAAUCUGGGUACGAUCACGAGGAUACUUACGACUCUCACGGUAUUUUCAUCUACGAUAAAGAAUCUGUGGUAAUGAGGAAAUGGCAGAUUUUAGAAUUCGAUGGAAAGCCAUAUUAUGCAUUUGUACCGGAGGAUGACGUACCGUUACCAGACGAAGAUAUUCCUGAGGAAUUGGAGGAGAUCGUAGAGAAUGAAGAAGAAUUGAUCAAGGAGGGAAAGGAAGAUGAAAAUGAUUUGGAAGAUGAGCAAAGUAACAAGGCACAAAAAAUUGAAUGCCUUUAUGCCGAAGAAAGUUUACAAUAUGAUUCGAUGGACGAGAAAAUUUACGAAGAAGAAAAUAUUUUUAAUGGGAAUUACGAGCAAAAGGAAGAAGAGAUGAGCAUAAAACCGAUCGUACUUAACGGAAGUAACGGAGUAGAUGGUAGAAACCCUGUGGGAGAUUUGUAUCAAGUGAAAAUGCAAGGUAGCAUGGUGACCAUCGAAAAGGUUUUUCCUACAGACGUCAAUGUGAAAUCAAACAAUACCUUUCAAACCGAAGAAACUUAUAACAAGGAGGCCGAGGAUGAAGAAGAAGUAGAAUAUCUCGAAAACGAGGUUGUAGGAUCUACGAACGAUCCUGCGUCACCAACGAAAAGUCGAAAAAAGACUUCGAAUACUGCUUUGAAGUGUAAACUGUGUUCAGAGAUGUUCAACUCGGCUAUGUCCUUUCGAAAACAUGUUGCAUGGACUCACAAAAAGAAAGUGUGCAUACAAGAGGACGGUGCUUAUAUAUGCGCCGUGUGUGAUUAUAGAACAUUGAAGAAAAGCUUGUUCGCGGCACAUCUUGAAAGGAAACACGAAACUUGGUCGAGAAAACGACCAAACAAUUUACUCUUUCCCUGUGCCGCUUGUGGAUUCGUAUGUAGAUCGAAACAUUCGUUACAGUCUCACUUUAUAAGGAAACAUACGGAUCGAUAUGAACAUCAGUGUAAAUUUUGUCCGAAAAAAUUCAAGGUCAAAGGUGAUCUCACGAAUCACGUAAGAUUUCAUCAUAAGGAGAAACCAUUGAAUUGUGACGUUUGUGGAAAGCUCUGUCAGAACAGUGGUUCCCUUUACGUUCAUCAAAAAUGGGCGCAUUACAAGCCAAAAUACGAAUGUCAUAUUUGUAAAAGACGGAUGGUGACUCAAGAGAACCUGGACCAACAUCUUUUAAUGCAACACGAAAAAAGAGAAAAAAUCGUAUGCGCGGAAUGUGGUAAAACCUUUACAAAAAAGGAUUCUUUCAAGAGACACAUGGCUGUUCACACUGGAUGUAAACCGCAUUCUUGUCUGAUCUGUAACAAACCGUUUGCAAGAAGGUCACAACUGAGACAGCACUUGCUGAUACACACAGGAAAGCGACCAUUUGUUUGCGACAUUUGUGGAAAAGCUUUCACCCAAAAACCGGGUUUAAUAUGUCAUAGAAAGACACACCCUGGUCCUCAUCCACCAUUACCCGUGAUGCCAAUCGCGGACAUCGUUAAGGAAUUUACAGAGGGAUACGUUCAAGAGAUCAAUGCGCGUGAAAACGACGAGAGAAUAGUCGAAGAAACAUUCGGAGUAUCCGAUCCAUUGAGCGUGGACAUUAAAUCCGCUCAUCUGUCUUCACUGAAACUCGAAUACGACGAAUGCAACGAAACGAGAUCCUUGAAACGAACGGAUAACGAAGAUAACACUCAAAAGGAAACGUCUGUUCUUUUUGUAGAUCGUUUCAAAGCUGAAACGACUAAGUUGGAUAUCAAAGGAUCAUCAAAAAAGAAAAUAAAUAAGAACGUGGAAUGUGAUCAUUGUCAGCGAAGAUUCCUGAAGAAGAGUAACUUGAUAGAACAUUUGAAACAACACAGACAUAAAUGUACUGAUUGCUCGAAAACGUUUAGUCUUCGACGUUAUUUGAUCUCUCACAUUGAGAGGAUUCACCGUCGUCAGAUUUACGAGUGUAGCGUUUGCGAAUACAAAAGUAAUAACAAGGGUACACUGAAGAAUCAUUAUAUUCGGCUACAUACCAACAGUUAUGAUUAUUCCUGCGAUACUUGUGGCAAACAGUUCAAGAUCAAAAAGGCUUUGAAUCAUCACGUUAAACAAAACCACAGUGGUGCACCACCUAUCGUAUGCGACGUUUGUGGACACUUCAGCAAGAACCUUCAUGCGUUGAAAGCUCACAUGAAAUAUAGACAUUACAAACCUGAGUUCGUGUGUCGUAUUUGUAGACGUGGCAUGACAACUCGUGAAAAUCUUGAACAACAUUUAGCUUGGCAUGAGAACAGAGAAAAGGUUCUCUGUCCUACUUGCGGAAAAAGAUUUCGAGGUCGUGACCUUGAUUCCCACAUGCGAAUACACACUGGUGUUAAGCCCUUUCCCUGUCCUGUUUGUGGUAAAUCCUUCAGAAGACAAACUGCUCAAGAACAACACGUUCUUAUACACACUGGAAAGAGACCAUACGUUUGUGAUAUUUGUGGACAGGCCUUUGCACAAAAACCUGGCUUAAUUUGUCAUAGAAAAAGGCAUCCUGGUCCUUUACCACCUCUACCAGUAGUUUCCGUUAAAAGUAUAGUUACUGAGUUCACUAGGGAAUAUACAACGAAAAAUACGAUAAAGAUAAUAAUGAUAAGUUCAUUUUGUUACUACAGCAAGAUAAAUAAAAAUUCAUUUCUCGAACGUCUAUUCUUAUUAAUUCUAUAUUCAACGAAGAUAGUAAUUAAAAAGGGAACAGUUUAUACGAUUUUCUCAUCUAUAUUUAAUUGGCAACAGAGGAAGAAGUCACGAGGUGUACACGAGUGUAUCAAGUGCCGUGCUCGUUUCCGUCAUAUGAUGAAAUUAGUCGAACACUUGAAGAAUCUCCAUGGUAUUGAACGAGCAUUCAAUUGCGACGAAUGUGGGAAAGCCUUUCGUAGUCCAAUGAACAUAAAACGUCACAAAUUGAUCCACACCGGUCAAAAAAAAUUCGCUUGCGAUCUUUGUGAUUACGUUUCCAAUCAAAAAUCAAACUUGGAAUCUCAUCUUCGCAGACAUAGAAAGGAUUACGUUUACAAGUGCGAAAAGUGUCAGAAAGGAUUUUUUGAUAGGGCAGACUAUGAAGAACAUUUUAACGUACACGUCAAAGACAAAUUUUAUCAAUGUGAAUAUUGCAAAAAAAUGUAUUCGUAUAAGAAAAACUUAACUAGGCAUUUGAGAAUUCAACAUACGAAUUUGUCUUGUAACACGAAUGUUCCAAGUCCAGCAAAGAACAAACUCAUUGGCAGAAUCAACUUGACUGAUCAGAAUUUAUUAAAAGAUAAAACUUCUAAGUUGAUCACAACGAAGUAUCUUUGUGAUUUGUGUGGUAAAGCUUUAUCCUCGCACAAGAGAUUAGCGAUUCACAGGCGUGUGCAUACUGGUGAAAAAAUAGCGACUUGUGAAGUAUGUGCUAAGAAAUUUAGUAGUAAAGAGAAUUUAAAAAUUCAUUUGCGAAUUCACACUGGAGAGAAACCGCACAUUUGUUCCGAAUGCGGUAGACGUUUUACGCAAAGGACAUCUCUGGUUAUGCAUCUUCGUUAUCAUUCGGGAGAAAGACCAUUUAAAUGUCCUGAUUGUGAUAAGAGUUUCAUUUCCGGUACAUUCCUUAAGAAUCAUCGUAAAAUACAUAACAAGAUCUUCGCCGAUGCUAAAAAAACCCUUGCAAAGGAAGACAACCAUUUAGAAUUGAACUCGUCGAUUUCUAAAAAGAAUAUUAUAUCAUCUAAAUAGGAACAAUUCACAUAAUAUUUUUAUAUAUUAGAAACGAUUGUAUGUACUCUUUAUUUAUAUCAGUAUUAAAUAUUUCCUUCGAUCUAA